AUGACCGAAGUAUCACAUCUCUCGCUGCUACAUCCGCAAUCGGACCUAAGACGAAACUCUCGGGAAGUCACGCCCGGUUCGGAGAACGAAGUAGACUUGGGCAAUUCCUCCAAACGAUUCAAGCCAAACUUUGAUCUGGUGGCGGAGAAGUCAACAUGGGAUCAACUUAUGAUUAUUAUUGAUAAGGUACUUGAUGAAGGAAACAUUUAUGGCGAUGGAUAUGAAUCAGUGAAUAGAAAAGUCGCGUGUCUCUUGAGUUGUAAGUCAUCGUACCAGUCUAAACUCUCUAAUGUUAUCCUUCAAAGGGUUGAUGAUGGUUGUGAAAAGAUGUCACACGAGAUUGAGCUGCUAUAUUUAGAGGGCAAAGCUAAGGAUGAGGACUCCAAAGCGACUUUUAUGUCAUUUAUGUCGCUCUAUACCAAUUGGGUUUCUAAGCUAAUGACACUAAGUAACAUAUUUAUUGGUCUUAAUUCUUAUUUGCAUCGUCAUCCAGUUAAGAAAACCAUAAUGAACCAUGGAGUGAAUGUGUUUCUUGUGUCUUAUUGUGUUAAGGAUUCUCAUAGAAUAUUACCUAUCGCAUUACAGGCAUUGACUGUGUUAAGGAAUGAACUGGUCGAAGCAGCAGCAGCAGCAGAAACUCCUGGUGGUGCUACUCCAUUACGUAAAGCAUUGGUCACCUUCUUUCAAAUGUGCUGUGUCAAUGAUUACUUCUACAAGUUAUCUUUAGGUACGGCUAUAACUGAUUCCAUGUUGAACGACUACAGCGAAGGAACCCCGUUGUAUCAACAAAUGAUGAAACUGUAUCCUCAGGAAUUUCUUUCAACUGUUCAUGCGAUUUGUUAUUGGGAAUCAAGUUUUUUCAAAGCAUGUAAAUUUGAAUCCAAUUUCAUCAAAAGAGCCAUUGUCAAGUUAGAAUGGCAAUUGGUUUUGGAAGAUUUCGGUCAAGUUAUUCCGGAUAUCAUUGAGUUUGUGUUCCUUAAUGAGCAAAAUAAUGACCUUUUCUUCAGCUUGUGCAAUGAAGCUCAAGUGCAAUACGCUAUUAAUUAUUAUCCUGUGGUACGGAAAGCCAUUGAGAGUCUUGUGACCACAAAAGUGGGAGAGUUUCUUGACUCAGCUAAUAAAAAGGAUUCUUACGGAGUAAUCAGUGGGUUAUAUCAAUUUUCAGACAUGAAACAAUGGAGAAUCCCUGCCGUUGAUGGAGCAGAAAGAGCAUUUUCUACAUCAUUUUCCAAACUUAUUUCCCUGAAGAAGUACAACUCUAUCAUUAUCAAUCUGUUGUGCAGAUAUAUUGAUACUCAACUUCGAUCAUCGUCUUCACAACAAUCAAGUCUUGAAACUUCCUUUAAAGAUAAAUUUAUGUUUAUUAUAUCAGGAAUGUUCCAUUUGAUUGAGUUUUGUGAAAGCUAUAAGCGUGAUUUAUCCCGAAGAUUACUUCAAAGGAGAUCAUUGAAUAUUAAAGAUGAGAAGAAAGUUUUCGAGGUAUUGGAGUCACAUCUUGGAAAGGAUGAAGAGAUUAUCCAAAGUAUCUCAAGUAUGUUUAAAGAUAUUGAAGAGGAACAAGUUUGCAAAGAUGCUAUUGAUUUUGGAUUUGAUUUUAAACCAUUGGUUCUUGAAAGUACUCAAUGGCCCACAGUACCCAAACAAUCCCUUAUUCUUCCCUCUGAUCUUGAAGAGAUCUUAAAACGAUAUGAGAAAGAGGUUUUCUUACUGUCAUCAUCCAAGAAUAAGAGUAAGAAAUUGGAAUGGAGCGCUUAUUCUGUUCAUCAGCUCACGAUUUCCACCCAAUUUGCCUGUGGUAAAAAGGAUUUGAUAGUGAAUAUGCUUCAAGCAGUUGUUUUAUUUGCAUAUCGUGAACAAGAUGUUUUGACUUUGGAAGAACUAAAGACUAGGACGGGGAUGGGGGAUUCUCUAUUACAAAGUAUUGUCUCAUCAUUUGAAAAGUACAAGAUAUUAAUCUUUGAACAAGAGUCCAUCCAUUUCAAUUACAAUCUAAAGGAAAAGAAAACUACUAUUAGAAUUCCCUUAGCCAAAAACCCUCCCCUGACCGCUACUAACAAUAUCAACAAUAUGCCUAUGAUACGAAGGGAUAUGGCUGUUGAUCGUAAUGAUGAGUUUCGAGCCAAGAUUGUACGACACAUGAAGGGAGCACAAACGGUUAAGUACGAAGAUCUUCUACACAAGGUGGUUGAAAGUGCAGAGACAAAGGGUCAGUUUCGAUUAACCGAUAUCAAAAAGUGUAUUGAAGAUUUAAUUGAUGAUGGAUAUCUUGAACGAAUAGAUAGUGAAUCGUUAAAGUACAUUCCAUGA
Molecule: messenger RNA, 2307 nt
Organism: Lizanozyma spartinae
Lineage: Eukaryota; Fungi; Ascomycota; Pichiomycetes; Serinales; Debaryomycetaceae
Gene: RTT101
Product: cullin
Exons: 1
Coding region: 1-2307 (768 amino acids)
Biological process (GO): protein ubiquitination; SCF-dependent proteasomal ubiquitin-dependent protein catabolic process
Cellular component (GO): SCF ubiquitin ligase complex
Molecular function (GO): ubiquitin protein ligase binding
Source: RefSeq, a predicted model, not a curated record